Messenger RNA from Porites evermanni, 1023 nucleotides. The record is from the annotation of a GenBank genome assembly. NCBI's taxonomy places the organism in Eukaryota, Metazoa, Cnidaria, Anthozoa, Scleractinia, Poritidae.
UCAAGCGAAGAAGACGCAUGCACGUUUCAGCCAGCCACGUUGUGUCUCCAGAUCGCCUUGUCUGUAGCUUAUGCCACCACUUUGUCGAUGGCGUUGCUUGGUAACCUGGUAAUCAUUUUCUUAAUUUUUCAUUAUCCAAAGCUGAAGACAACAUUCAAUAUGCUGAUUGUCAACAUGGCGGCUUCGGAUGUGUUAGCUUCUAUUACUGCUAUCCCACUGUCCCUAGCGUACUUGUUUCAAGGCGUCAAGUGGUUCCAAGGAGGUUUUGCUGUCUUUCUGUGCAAGUUCCUGCCGUUUCUUGCCCAUAUUUCUACUGGUGUGUCUGUGCUGACACUGGCCGGGAUGGCUUUUGACCGCUACCUAGCGAUUGUGCGGACAAUGAGAAGGCCGCUGUCUCCAAGACUAACACUGAAAGCAAUCACCUUAACGUGGACCACUUCAGCCGCAAUUUUCGUAACGGAGCUUUACAAAUACAGGCUUUUCAACGAGUCGGGUCAAGUGAUCUGCGCUCCAAGAUGGGUAGAAGAUCUUCAAGAAUCCCUUAAGAUCACCAAACACGAGAUAGUGGUCCGGUUUUUCCUGCUAUACCUCGUUCCUUUUCUUAUCAUGACUAUUCUAUACCUAAAAUUAGCACUCCAUUUGCGGAAACGAAGAGCACCUGGAGAGCAAAUCGACAAAAACAGCCAGAGAAUCAGAGAACUGAAUCGAAAGGUUAUCUUCAUGCUUGCCACCAUUGUAACAAUCUUCGCAAUUUGCUGGCUUCCUGCGCACGUCAAUCACUUUCUUCUGACAUUUGACUUCAAAACAUAUAGCUGUCUCCCAGAUUGGUUAAUCCUCACAUCCUAUUUUGUGACGCAUGCAAAUGUCGCCAUCAACCCGUGCCUUUAUUUCAUAUUCAAUGAAAAUUUCCGCGGAGCUUUCAGGCAGCAACUCAGGGAAAGAUUUGGCAGAAGACGUAGUAAUAACGGUAGGCGGUUGUUAAGGACUGCACCUAAGAAUAUCAGCAGCAGUAAUGCAAUUUAA